ACUGAAUAAAUACACAUUUCAUUCCAAUCGUUAGAAUAUGUUUUAUUUGUUAGAAAUGUUUAUUUUCCGCAGUUACGCCUGAAUUUCUUCGUGUUCAUGUCCAUCUUCCGUGCUGGCUAUGGAUGUGUUGAGUAUAACUCGCGUCACACACUCUUUUUUGAUCGCAUUAAUGUAAAUACAUAGUAAAAAUAUGGUUAGACUGGAAAUUUGGAAGCCAAAAAGGCCCUCCGAGUAUAAUGAUAGUGAAGAUAGCCAAAAGGAUGAAAAGGCAAUUCCCCUAUUCGAUAACACAGAUGAUAAGAUACGAAUUAAAACCUUUAAUUCUCCAGAUGGUAUCCAACCGACUUCGAGAGUAGAAUCAAAUGAGGCAGAGGAUAAAAAUUAUUUUGAAAGUGAGUAUUCAGAUCUAGACGGUGAAUCAUCGACUGAUAAUGGAGAAUAUGCGGCUGAAUGGAACAAAUUACAAUUAGUCAGGGCUUUUGGGAAUCAGGCGAGCCACUCUACAUAUAAUGCUGAUUUGGUUCCCAGAGUAUGGCACAGUGUCUUCUACAUUUCUACUAUUCAUAAUUUGGAGAAUGUAACUCAAAAAUAUUUCUACUCAAUCAAUGUUGGACACAUUAACGAAUCGAUCAAUUCGCAAUCUGUCAGGAGAAGUGUCAUGUAUACACCUUCAUACACUCUUAAACCGGGGGAGAGAAUCACCCUUAAACUUCCUAUAUUCAUUUGGAAGAAAAGACAGUUGGUUAUUCCCUAUGCCGAACUUAAAAAUUAUGUAAUUAGGAUAGAAAUGUGGAAAACACGCAAACUUCAAUUAAAUACUCUAUAUUCAUCUCAAACUAUAACAUUUAAAGAGAUCAUAGAAAGCAAGUCCAAUUUUACCAUAACUCUAAAUCUAAAUGUUGGAAAUAACAACAGCCAAAGCAAGGACGAAUCAUUAAGAAACAAGAACUCUGUAACCAAAGAAUCAGAAAAAAAAGUUCCCGUGCACAAACUAAAUGUGGUGAUGUUACUAGAAGAAAUUUUCGAUUUUGUGUUUGUAUUCGAAAACUGGUGGUUCACAGGGGCAAACACUCUCCCUAGAACAUUUAUCAAUGCUCCAAAAACCCUAAAAAUUUCUGUUCAAAGUGGAACUGGGAAAAGAUGGAUAACUAGAAGUACAGGAUCUUCUUACGAUGACUAUUGGUCAUCUCCUGGUACAUUUACCUUCCGUGGAACGCUACGUCAAAUGAAAAUAUCUUAUUUCGUUGUAAAGGUUUACGCUAUUAACAACAAUAAAUUUUGGAAUAAAGGGCAGCUUCUUCUCGGUACAUGUGUUAUGUCACUAAAAUCGGUAAAAGAAUAUCCCCUUGUCAGAGGAAUAGUCAAAAAACUAGCAAUUGGUACUAAAAAUAUGCAAAGUGGGACUAUACAAGGAAAUAUACGGUGUUGUGUCAAGAGUGCUAGUGUUCAAUUUUUUGAAGACUUGAAAACACGACCGGCGCAACCAAUUUCUGGUUCUGCGUUACUCACUCAUUUGGAUCACAAAGGUCAAUAUUUGGUAAUUAGAAUAUUGAGAUGUGAAAAUUUGCCAUCUACAAAUAGUGAUUCAAACACCUCUGAUCCUAUGAUUAAGGUGAAAUGGGAUGGUAUUGUUAAUUGCACAUGCUCUUUGGAAUCAACAACUUCACCCGUAUACAAUCAAAAUAUGUAUUUCCCUAUACAUUUAGUUGAUUCCAAAGAGCUAUCUGAUCCUGCACUAAUAAAAUAUAGCUUGCCAAUAGAUUUGGCAUCAAAGGGACCAGUUAUAAUUGAGGCAUGGGAUCAUGACGAUACAUCAAGUGAAUUUCUCGGAGGUGCAGAGGUUCACUUAUCCAAAUUGUACACAGAUGGUGUUUUGCACUCCAGAAGCCUUGUAGAUGGUAUUUUUAAUGAGGCUUCACAAAAAUCUUAUUCUAACGAUUACGAUACUGGUAAUAACGCGGAAAUUUCAUAUUAUUCAGAAUUUUCUAAUGGCGUACACAUUCAGCAUAUUACAAGGGUGUACGCAGAUACAAUUCCUCUAUCUGGAUUCACUGUUCCACACAGUGGUUCUAAACCUUCAAUAACAUUUGAAAUGUACAUUCUUCCACCCAUGCCAGAUGAUCUAUACAUAUCAGAAGGUCAGAAGAAAGCUGUAAAAUCGGACAUUUAUCAUGACUUGGGUCGUAGGUGGAAUAAAGAUUUCGAAAUCUGGCAAAGAAUAUAUAAUGAUAAAAUUCCUAGGUCAAUAACAAAGAGAAGGUUUCUCUGUAUCACAACAAGUAACGCUGCUACGAGAGAUAAGCUUCCUUCAGAAGUUCUUCCAUUAUGUUAUUUUGUUUCUCCAAUUCAAAUAUCUUCUCAAUUGUCAUCUCCAGGGGAGUUACUGCAUUGGAUAUCAAAUUUUACCGUAAGGGAGGAAGGAAUUGCGAAAUUUUGUGGCUUUGAACAUAUAGACACAUGGCAACAUCCCUCACGUAUGUUAAUGACAAGAAAGGGUGGAUUACACGACAGGGCACUAUUAUUGUGUAGCUGUCUUUUAGGGCUUGGUUAUGAUGCUUAUGUUUGUAAGGGUACCACUUCCAAUGGCCUGCGUGAACACUGUUGGGUAAUGACACGUCAUGCAGAUUCCACAGUAUCAUUUUGGGAAACAGGAAACAAACGAAUUUGGCACCUACCAAAUCGUUGGAAGAACCAAACUCAUACUAAAAAUUCUGAGAGUGUUGGUAAGGAACCAUAUGUGCCAAUCGUUGACAAUUAUGUUCCUAUACAGCAUUAUAAGAUAAAUAAACCGGGAUUUUGUACUGAAAAUAUACUAACUGAAGGUUUAGCCAAGUACGAACUCUAUGGUAUAGAUUAUCUUGCUGAUGAAAAAGUAGAUCUUAGUCACAUUAUCAAUAAGCAGGAUGAGAUCGACUACGAUACAACCGCAAUUUCAGCAAAUUUUCGCAGCACUUCACAGGCGUUUCCAAAGAAAAAAAAAAGGGCAGAUAAGAAAUAUGAAGCAAUACAACCUAGAGAGGAAUUAAUGAUUCCGUCUAAAACCCUGGUCCUUUUACCAUACUCUUCGAUAGAAACGGUGUUUAACCAUAAACAAAUUUGGGGUAACAUUCAAAAUCAUCAUCCUGCCUGUAUAUUCUACAAUCUGGAUGCGGAAGCUGAGUGGCGCAAGUUUCUAAAGGCUCCAAUAGAUGAAAUUCCGGAUUCUAACAUCCAGAUAACUCCUCCACCAUCAGAGACUAUUUGUGAGGAUACAUCAAAAGAUAUAUUGAAUGAUAUAACCGAUAUGAUCGAAUUGAUGCGUGCUAAGAGAGGACUUACGUGUGCAAUAUCAACAGAUCAACAAAUGAGCGAAAAAUUGGAAGCUUUCAUAGACCUUUUGGAGUUUAGACAAAGACUCGAUCCACAAUUUGAUCCGGGUAUGCCACCUCAUCUUUUGGGGUGGAGUAAUAAAGAUAGACAAAAAAAAAUAAUUCAAUCAAUUAAUCAGCAUGAAAGGAUUAAAAUGACAAAGGGGAUCGGAGAAAGUACUACUAGUCUAAAUAGCACAGAUGUAUCUGAAAGCUCCCAUGAAGUACGUGAUAUGAGUGAGAAUAACACCAAUCACCUUACAACAAGAGUAAUCGAGGUUCCUAGUCAUGCUAGGUCAAUUAAUGAACAACAUACAGAUGUUAAAUUCAAAAUUAGAAUUAGGAAUCGGGUAUCAAUCCAAACAAAAAACAAUAAAAAAAGCAAAUACAAAGUAAGUAUUUCUCGGGAUCUUCCCUUGAAAAAAAGAACUAAAAAUGCAGUUUUAUCAUAUUUUAAAGUAAAUGUAGACUAUAAGUGUGGUGAAAAUUGUCAUAAAAACACAGAGGGCUCUGAAACGCCAAUGUCAAACGUAUCUUCUAACGCAAUUGAUAAUGUAACACAACCACGGAAUGGAACAACUAUAGAAUAUAUGCAACUUAUUAGGCAAACGUAUCAUUCUCAGGCUCCUCCGAAUGCUGAUAGAGUAAAUGCCCCCAAAAUAAGUGGAAAUUUUUCAAACAUUUCCAGAGGGAAUAGACAUAGAUUUUCGUAUGAUCAAAAUAGAACAAUGGUAAAAAAGGCAAGAAAAAAAAUUUUCUCACUAAUUGGAAGGAAGAGAAACAAGGUACCAGAUCACCAUUCAAUGCCAAGAUUCGCGCAAGAUAUGAAAGGAAUACUGCCUGUUAACAAAAGUCAUAAGGCGUUUUACCCAGAGUACAAAAUCCCAAGUGAAUUCAAAGUUUAUGAACAAAAACAAUUCUCACUCUGGAAUUGGUACUACCAACUAGAAGCUAUGCAAUAUGGGUGGCAAAAAAAAAGUGGAUAUUUACCCAUACCACCAAACCACACAUUUAUAGGUAUACCAAUACACUUUUCAACCAGCGAUGUCAACGAGAUACGAAAUCUUCUAACAUGUACAAAAAGGUUCAAAAAAAUUAUAGUGAAUGAUGUGGACAAACCGAUAUACGUAACCUAUGUAAAAGUUUUUCCUCUGCUAGGGGGUAUUCUGUCAACAUGGAUAUUUAUAGGAUGUCACGUACCGUGGAAAAUGUGA
Molecule: messenger RNA, 4561 nt
Organism: Theileria equi strain WA
Lineage: Eukaryota; Apicomplexa; Aconoidasida; Piroplasmida; Theileriidae
Exons: 3
Coding region: 191-4561 (1456 amino acids)
Source: RefSeq, a predicted model, not a curated record